AUGAGGCGGCGGCGCGGCGGCGGCGCGGCCCCGGCCGAGCCCUGCGGGGUGUGGCUGGACACGGCCGAGCUGAAGCGGGGCCCGGCGCGGCCCCUCAGUGCCAAGCCCAAAGCACCCACCCGAACUGCCCAGAGGAAGCUGCCACGGCCUGGCACCAGGCAAAGCACCAUCCCCACCUUCUUCAGCCCCCACACAGAUGACAGAGACAAAGAAAACUCCAGGCCUGCUCCCUGCACCCCAAAUAAAGACUGUGAGGCCUCUGGGGCUCCUCUGGCUGCCUGUCCUGUGAAGAUCCUGGCACUGCCACGGCUGGAGAGAGCCCAGGAAGAGCCCCCUGGAGCCCAGCAGGGCGUGCAGGGCUCAUGGAAAACACCUCAGGCUGCCCUGGAGCUGCAAGGGGAGUCUCAGAGCCAGAGCAAAUCCUGCUGUGGGGCUGGGGAGGAUUCCUGGUGCUGCAGCUUCUGCCAGGGCUCAGAGCACAGCAGGAUCAUCACUCCCAGGAACAAAUCCCAGUUAUUUCCUGCAGAAAGGGCCUCAGGGAGCAGGACAGCACAGCCCUGGGGCACAGUGAGCUCUGGGCUGGCUUUGGCUGGGACUGAGAACACAAAUCCUGGCCCAGGGGCUGCUCCCAGCAGGGUUUGCUGCUCUCCCCAGAGCCCAGGGAGAGCUCAGCCCCUCAGGGAGCUGGGCCAGGCCCUGGGGGGAGCCUGCAGGCAGCUCUGGUGCCAGGAGUCCCAGGGGAGCAGGGUGAUUGCCCACAGGGGCAGGGCCAGCUCCCCCAGCCCCAGGCAGCAGCAGGAGCCGGGCUCUGAGCCCCUGUUCACACAGGACUCCGAGGGGAACAGGGUCAUCAAACACUGAGUGGGCUGGGGGGGCUGCACAUGAACCCAGUGGUGCAGCCCCUCUGUGCUCUCUGAGCCAUUGCUUUAACCCAAAUAAAACCUUUGUUCCUAAGGGUGUGGCUGUUUCAGUCAGGGAGAACAUUCCCAGAGCAGGGGCUCUGCUGGCAGGCCCCAAAAAUCCAGCAAAUGCUGCAGAGGAGCCUUGUGGGGACAGGGACAGUGAUCACAGCACCAGGGGCUCUGGGGGGCAUCCAGGAGGGGAGCAGCUCUCUCUAAACUGGCAACUUUUCCACCUCCCUUCCCUCUGCCACAAAAGUCUCUUGUUUUCAAAGUGGGGAUGAUGAUUUAAUUUUUCAAGGAAAUCAAGGUGGAUUUAGGAAGCCCCUGAGUAUCUGGGAUUCCACCCCCCCAACCCCAUCAAUGACCCCACACACCAUCAGUGUCUUAUUAAGGCUCCAUUUUAUAGAAAGGAAAAAAAAAAAUCAUAUUUUAAAUACAGCCAUGAGGGGCAGUGCAGGGAACGUGGAGCUGGGGGAGAGCUCUGGGUGAGGGGGAACUGCAGCCACAGCCAAGGCCAAGCUCUCCCUCCCCUGGGCUGCUUGGCCCUUUGCACUGGUGCAAGGUCAAUCAAGAGACCUUUGGGGGGUGAAAUAAAACACAGGGACUGGUAAUGGAACAUUAAAUUACUGGCAAGAAAUUAAGGCCAUUCUGUCAUGCAACUGUGGGGGCUGAUCUGUGAGAGAAAAAACACCCAGGGCUCAGGGGAUCCCUCAGAACAAAGCCAGGGGGGUUUGGGGGAAAAAUAAAAAUAUUUUCCAACAUCCCCCAAAGGCCUGGAGAGCUGGAAGCACUCCUGAGCAGGAUGGAGGAGUGCAGGGUUUGUCCUGCUCACCCUGCACAGGGACUGGUUUUAUCCUCACAGCUCAGUGCUUAACUGCAACCUAAGGAAAAGUGCAGGUAGAAAACUUCCUCCAGGAGAUCCUCACCAACACCAAAA
Messenger RNA from Catharus ustulatus (Swainson's thrush), 1839 nucleotides. Its product is annotated as aurora kinase A and ninein-interacting protein-like. The transcript has 3 exons. The coding region runs from base 1 to 861 and encodes 286 amino acids. The record is from RefSeq and is a predicted model, not a curated record. Lineage: Eukaryota; Metazoa; Chordata; Aves; Passeriformes; Turdidae.